This is a messenger RNA of Setaria italica (foxtail millet), 2673 nucleotides long. Its product is annotated as protein NUCLEAR FUSION DEFECTIVE 4. The transcript is spliced from 3 exons. NCBI's taxonomy places the organism in Eukaryota, Viridiplantae, Streptophyta, Magnoliopsida, Poales, Poaceae. Bases 340 to 2127 code for a protein of 595 amino acids. Gene Ontology annotation, cellular component: membrane. The record is from RefSeq and is a predicted model, not a curated record.
CGCCUCGUCCUCUCGCGGCGGUCUCGCCGAGUCGCCAUCGCCGAUCCCCACCCCCGACUCGCGGGGGGGGGAGAAAGGGACGGGGAAGCGAGCUCGAAUCCCCAGAUUCCGCCCGGUCAUUUGUAUGCGCGGCACUGGGACACACAUGCUUAUCGGAAACCAACAACAGAGGGCCACGGCGACCGCUGCGGGAACCGCACAUCCCCGAGCCCGCUGAGGCCCCCAAUCCCCACCGCGCGUCGUCUGCCGGCGAGGCCCUGAAUCGGCGCGCGUUUCCUGUGCUUGGUUCUUUUUCGUUUUGAUUGGGAGCUCCGGGCUCGGAGGACGCGGGCGGGCGCAAUGGUGGAGGUGGGGAGCCGGGUGCGGGGGUUCCUGCGGAACCGGUGGCUGGUCUUCGUGGCGGCGAUGUGGAUGCAGUCCUGCGCCGGGGUGGGGUACCUCUUCGGCAGCCUCUCGCCGGUGAUCAAGAGCUCGCUGGGCUACAACCAGCGCCAGGUCGCCGGGCUCGGCGUCGCCAAGGACCUCGGCGACAGCGUCGGCUUCCUCGCUGGCACGCUCUGCGCCGUGCUCCCGCUCUGGGCCGCGCUCCUCGUCGGCGCCGCGCAGAACCUCGUCGGCUACGGCUGGGUCUGGCUCGCCGUCACGCGCCGGGCACCCACGCCCCCGCUCUGGGCGAUGUGCAUUCUAAUCUUCAUUGGUAACAAUGGUGAGACAUACUUCAACACUGCUGCACUCGUCUCAUGUGUUCAGAACUUCCCCAAGAACCGUGGACCAAUUGUUGGUAUCCUCAAGGGAUUCGCUGGAUUAAGUGGUGCAAUUCUUACACAGAUUUAUGCAAUGAUAAACUCGCCUGAUGAUGCUGCACUGAUCUUCAUGGUUGCCGUUGGCCCAACAAUGGUAGUUAUAGGUUUAGUGUUCAUUGUAAGACCAGUUGGAGGCCACAGACAAGUGCGUCCUUCUGAUGGCACAAGUUUCACAUUUGUAUACAGCAUCUGCUUGCUCUUGGCCGCUUAUCUGAUGGGCGUCAUGCUACUGGAAGACCUUGUCGACUUAAGCCAGUCAAUGACUGUCUUGUUGACCAUCAUUCUAAUCAUGUUUUUAUUAGUUCCAAUAGUCAUCCCAGUGCUACUCAGCUUCUUUUCAGAUGACGAUGAGACUUUGUAUGCACUAUUAUUGCCAUCACCUCGGAAAGAAGAAGCAAGUGCAUCAACAUCUUCUGAGGAGCAAGAGGAGGUUAUACUCAGUGAGGUGGAGGAUGAAAAGCCAAAGGACGUUGAUCUUCUUCCAGCCUCAGAGAGGCAAAAAAGGAUUGCGGAGUUGCAGGCAAGGCUAGUUCAGGCAGCUGCUGUUGGUGCUGUGAGGGUUAAGAGGAGGAGAGGUCCACGACGAGGUGAAGAUUUUACACUGAUGCAAGCGCUCAUCAAGGCAGAUUUUUGGCUUCUAUUUUUCUCCCUACUGUUGGGCUCUGGGUCCGGUCUCACUGUGAUUGAUAAUCUUGGGCAAAUGAGCCAGUCAUUGGGUUAUGAGGAAACCCACAUUUUUGUGUCGAUGAUUAGCAUUUGGAACUUCCUUGGGCGCAUUGGUGGUGGUUACUUCUCAGAGAUUAUUGUCAAAGAUUAUGCAUAUCCAAGGGCAAUUGCAUUAGCUAUAGCUCAAGUUUUGAUGGCAAUUGGGCACUUCAACUUUGCAAUGGCUUGGCCUGGGACAAUGUACAUUGGCACACUGCUCGUCGGAAUUGGCUAUGGCGCUCACUGGGCCAUUGUGCCAGCUGCUGCCUCUGAACUGUUUGGGGUGAAAAAUUUUGGAGCACUGUACAAUUUCCUCACAGUUGCAAAUCCAGCAGGUUCUCUGGUAUUCUCAGGGAUUAUUGCCAGUGGCAUCUAUGACGCGGAAGCUGCAAAGCAGGCUCAGCAGCGCCACAACUCCACAUUGUUGACAAUGCCUGCAAGAGUGGUUACCAUGAUAUCUGAAGCUGCUCCAGCACUGAAGUGCGAGGGUGCCAUCUGUUUCUUCCUCUCGUCCCUGAUCAUGUCCGGGUUCUGCAUCAUUGCUGUUGUCUUGAGCUUGAUCCUGGUUUAUAGGACGAAAAUUGUGUACACGAAUCUAUACGGGAAACCACGCACUUGAAAGAUCAGUUCCCAAGGGCCGGAGGGCAUGAUAUAGUUUCAGAGUUAUGAAGACAUACUUCAGUUUUAAAUUUAGUCUGUGGUAUCCCGCCGUUCCUGUACAGGCGGUGGUGGACUGUUGGCCUUCAACUUGUUCUGCACCAUGUUCCUUUGGAGAGCAGGAUGGGAAUUUUGCGUUCUUUACGAAGUGCUGUUGAUGAGCAACUCGAGUCACAGAAUAAGCUCCCAGCAGGUGGGAUCAUGGGAGGUAUUGGGUACGACAUCGUUAAGUAUAUGAAAAUAAAGUAAAUGGUAGAAUUGUGUCUUUUGCAGUUUUGCUCAAAUUUUGUUGUGUUUAGUUGGAAACAAAAAAUUGUAUCACACUGUAAUAAGCCGGAGAUCUUUCUAGUUUCUACAUAUCCUCACAGGUGAAAACAUUUCUUUCUGAUUAGUUGAAAACUCGAAAUGUAAUAUAAUACACAGGUCUAGAAUCAGGAAAAUUGUAUGAAUGACUGGUGUAACUUGGUUUCUCUGAGCUAUUUGAUUUUUUUCUGCGAGGUCUGAGCUA